AUGGAGGACAUAACCGGAGGCGCAUCUCUACCAUCAACAGGUACAGACGCAAAAAAACGCCGAGUCACCUACUUCUAUGAACCCACAAUCGGCGACUACUACUACGGUCAAGGUCACCCAAUGAAACCCCACAGAAUCCGUAUGGCCCACAACUUGAUAGUCCACUACGCUCUCCACCGUCGGAUGGAAAUCAACCGUCCCUUCCCAGCAGGUCCUACAGACAUUCGAAAGUUCCAUUCUGACGAGUACGUGGAAUUCUUGUCUUCUGUGACACCACAAUCAGUUAGCGAUCAAGCACAUGGGAGGCAGUUGAAGAGGUUUAAUGUUGGUGAAGAUUGUCCAGUUUUUGAUGGGUUAUUUGGGUUUUGUCAAGCCUCUGCUGGUGGCUCAAUUGGUGCUGCUGUUAAGCUUAAUAGAGGGGAUGCUGAUAUUGCUUUGAAUUGGGCUGGUGGGUUACAUCAUGCUAAGAAGAGUGAGGCUUCUGGGUUUUGUUAUGUAAAUGAUAUUGUUCUCGGCAUUCUUGAGUUGCUCAAAGUUCACAGGCGUGUAUUGUAUGUAGAUAUUGAUGUCCACCAUGGCGAUGGCGUUGAGGAGGCAUUCUAUACUACUGACAGGGUUAUGACUGUGUCCUUCCAUAAAUAUGGAGAUUUCUUUCCAGGGACUGGGCACAUUAAGGACACCGGGGCUGGGCAAGGGAAGAACUAUGCCCUGAAUAUUCCAUUAAAUGAUGGGAUGGAUGAUGAAAAUUUCCGUGGUCUGUUUCGGCCACUCAUCCAAAAAGUGAUGGAGGUUUAUCAACCUGAUGCAGUUGUUCUCCAAUGUGGAGCAGAUUCACUAUCUGGUGAUAGGCUGGGGUGUUUCAACUUGUCUGUUAAGGGCCAUGCAGACUGCCUUCGUUUUCUUAGAUCUUUUAAUGUUCCUCUGAUGGUCUUGGGUGGGGGUGGGUAUACUAUCAGGAAUGUUGCCCGUUGCUGGUGCUAUGAGACAGCAGUUGCAGUUGGGGUGGAACCAGAUAAUAAAUUGCCUUACAAUGAGUACUAUGAGUACUUUGGCCCUCAUUACACACUUCAUGUUGAGCCAUCUAAUGUGGAUAACCUAAACUCACCCAAAGAUAUGGAGAGAAUAAGGAACAUGCUGCUAGAGCAACUUUCUAGACUGCCUAAUGCUCCCAGUGUACCUUUUCAGACAACACCACCCACUACUGAAGUUCCGGAAGAGCCUGAAGAGGACAUGGAUCGAAGACCAAAGCGUCGCAUAUGGAAUGGUGAGGAUUAUGAGUCUGAUCGUGAUGAAGAUGAGAAAUCUGGACCUAGAUUUUUCAACGCUGAUGCACUGUCAAAUAAUGAGAGAAGGGAGGGUGUGGAUGCGAUGGAAGAAGACAAGAAAGAAAAUCCAGGGUUGUGA
Molecule: messenger RNA, 1404 nt
Organism: Dovyalis caffra
Lineage: Eukaryota; Viridiplantae; Streptophyta; Magnoliopsida; Malpighiales; Salicaceae
Source: the annotation of a GenBank genome assembly